GGAUCGCGGCCUCCUUCGCUCCUUGCUGUAUGUGCCUCCGCUCUCCGUGUCCCGAGCAGACCAUGGCCCUGCGUGCCCCGCUGCUCCUGCUGGCCGCCCUGGCUCUGGCGCUGGCCGUGAGCCCCGCGGCCGGCUCGAAGUUAGGCGGCUCUCAGUUGGUGGGCGGCCUGAUGGACGCGGACGUCAGCGAGGCAGGCGUGCAGCAGGCGCUGAACUACGCGCUCAGCGAGUACAACCAGGCGAGCAACGACGCGUACCACAGCCGCGUCCUGCGGGUGUUGCGCGCCCGCAAGCAGGUCGUGGCCGGGAUGAACUACUUCUUGGAUGUGGAGAUUGGCAGAACCACAUGCACCAAGUCCCAGCCCAACUUGACCAGCUGUCCCUUCCAUGAGCCACCACACCUGAGUAAAAUGCUCUGCACUUUCGAGAUAUACACUGUCCCCUGGAAGAACACAAAUUCCCUGACGAAGUCCAACUGCCAUAGUGCAUAGAGGACCUUGUGACAGACUGGGCAGCCUGACCACCUCCCACCCGCAGCCCACCUCGCACUCCUACCCCUUGUGAGCUCCUAAAGCCUUAGGUGGGCACCCACCCUGGCAGGAGCUCCCUCAGUGUGCCAGCCCCAGGAGACAGACAGAGAAGGCUUCUCCAAAAUUCUUGGAGUAGUGGUACGACCCUCAUUUCUUUCCUUUAAUUGCUUUCCGAGUGGACAGACACAGUGCAUGUGCUUUCCCAUGUCACCCAAUAAAGCAGGAAUGUCAGCUGC
This is a messenger RNA of Manis pentadactyla (Chinese pangolin), 766 nucleotides long. Its product is annotated as cystatin-C-like. Bases 30 to 491 code for a protein of 153 amino acids. Gene Ontology annotation, molecular function: cysteine-type endopeptidase inhibitor activity. The record is from RefSeq and is a predicted model, not a curated record. The transcript has 3 exons. Lineage: Eukaryota; Metazoa; Chordata; Mammalia; Pholidota; Manidae.